CUGGAGCUGCACGGAGCAGCAGAGGCAUUCUUCCAAGGUAAUGAUUAAGCUAAGCGGCUGGCAAGGGCAUAGGCAGCAGAGCCGGGAAGGUGAGCCCUAUUCACACCUCAACCAGGUGGUGGUGGCCAAGACUGGUUUGGAAGGCAGGGCCCCAGGGCACGGGGGCCCAGAGCCGACAGCCACAGCCUCCCCCUGCACACGGGCAUCAAGGACCAUCUCAGGCCGGAGUCUCUGCUGCCUGCCCUACUGGGACCCUGCCCUCAACCCUGGCACCAUGAAGCUGCAAAAGUUCUGGACUGGUCUGGAAUACACCUGCCGGCUCCUGGGCAUCACCACCGCUGCAGUGUUGAUCGGCGUGGGCACUGAGACCUUCCUCCAGGGGCAGUUCAAAAGCCUGGCUUUCUAUUUGCUGUUCAUAGGCGCUGCCGUCUCCGUGUGUGAAGGGGCGUACUUUGUGGCUCAGCUGCUGGCCAUCUGCUUCCAGUGUCAACCAGAGUCCCUGGCCUACAGAGCAAGGGAGAAAGCCCGCUGGUUGGGCUGCUUCCAGAAGUUCCUGGCGUACAUGCUGCUGUCUGUGGCCUGCUUUCUCCAUCCCGUCCUGGUCUGGCACGUGACCAUCCCAGGCUCCAUGCUCAUCAUCACUGGCCUGGCCUACUUCCUGCUGAGCAAGCGGAAGAAGAGCAAGGCCUCCCCGGAGGUGCUGGCCUCCCCUGAGCAGUACACGGACCCCUCCAGCAGUGCCGUGAACACCACUGGCUCUGGGGACACCGAGCAAACCUACACCUUCCACGGGGCCUUCAAGGAUGGGCCCAGCUCCCUCUUCGUCCACAUGAAGAGCAUCCUGAAGGGGGCUAAGAAACCCGGUGCCCUCCAGUGCCCAGACACCCUGUUGGGGCUGACCUUGGAGCCCGCUGACUCGCUGGUCAAGAAGAAGCAGGUGCACUUUGAGGACAGUACGGUCAGAAUCAUCCCGUCUCUCACUGAAGACCUGGAUGAUGGGGACAGCGAGCCGGAGGAGACCACCUCUGACACCACCCCUAUCAUCCCUCCCCCACAAGCCCCUAUCUUCCUGUCUUCUCUCGCAGACACCAGCCUGUUCUGAGUUGCUCCUUCCAGCCUGAGGGACACUCAGCAAGGGGUCUGCGGAGAUUGAUGGCCCUGCCUGGAGUUUCCUGAUACCUGAGAGACCCCCAGGAGCUGGGGGUCAUCACAGGUCAGGGCUUCAAGGCGUGACCAGACUUCCCCACAGUAGUUAGGCUUCUGGGACCAUCAAGGGGUGUGGCAGAUCCUGCAGAUCCUUGAGGAAGGCGCAAAUGAAGCUCGCGCUGCCUCAAGCCAGCACAGGUUCCUCCUUCCUGGACACAGAGUGGGGAAAUUCUGGUGCUUUCCCCGAAAGAGACCAUCAGUCCCGCUUCACAUAAGGCUGCUUUGGCACCAGAAGCCAGUGGGCUUCCCUUCUCCAGACACGAGGACCCAGCACUCAGCAAGGACUCAUCAUCCAUCCCAUCUCUGAUGCAACAACCCGGCUCAGAACAACCCCACGGGAGUGUUGGUUAUGAGCAGAUCCAAGGCAGGUGUUGGAGGUAGCCCUAGAUCCCAACCCCCAGGCGAAAUCGCUCCCGAGGUAGAAGGAAGGCAAGGCUGCCAGCCAUCAGGAUGGGAGGAGCGGGAGCCGUGGGCCGCCUUCUCUGUGUGUCCUGGGGCUGGGUGCUGGGCAGCAGGAGAUACAGAGCCCUUCAGGAAACAAUGCCGCUCUGUGCUCCCUGCAGGGAAAGCCGGGUUCAUUCCAGAAGCAUCACUGAGGACUCCUGGCAUCCCCACCACAUGAACUUUCCCAAGAUUCCAAGCAGAUGACAUAAACCAAAAGGUCUUGGAUGGUGACAAGGAUUCAGCGGCGCCAGUCCCUGCACAGCACCCGGUGCCUACAGUGUGUGGGGUGGGGGGCAAGGGGGUACUGGGGAGGCAGUGGUCCCCAGACACCAGUCACAGAGACACUGCCAUGCCAUGCUCAGCAGCCUGGUGGCAGAAUAGGUGAUAAAUAUACAUUUGUUUUCAAUGAAGGGAAGGAAGAGGAAGGAAAGGGGGGCGGAUAGGAGGGAAGUGGGCAGGCAGGUCAGUUUUGGGACACUGGGCGAGGGAAGUGACAGUUAACCUAGCAUGAAGAAAGAAAUUUCAAUCAGAUACCCUUCAAAGAUUUGCAAAAUGGUAUUUGUUUCUAAAAGGUGUCUUUUGGAUCAUGGGAUUGUCACAAGGAAGAGCAGACACAUUAUUCAUAAGCAGUCUCAGUGAACCGGUAAUCUGAAGAAACAGUUAUAUUGUUUCCAUGUGAGUGUGUGUGUGUGUAUGUGUGUGUGUGUGAGCACCAGAGUUCUGCAGAGCAACCCUUAGAGCACAUGCUUUAAGGUCUAGAUAAGAAAGAUGUGUUCACACUUUUCAACAUCUCCUAGUAGUUCCUUCGCAAACGUGGGGGACUAAGGCCAACCAGAUGAUCUUUCUGUUACCUGAACCCAACAGAUUUCCCAAGUGAGCAGCUCUCUUCCCGCAGUAACCCAGUUCUCCUGUAAAACCAAGUGAGAACAAACAAGUAAAUAUGUUCUUGUGAGCCCUCGCGGACGGCUGCCACCAAGAGCUUCAGAAUCUGCCAGCCCACAGUCAGGGGACACUGAAUCACAGAAUGUGGGUAUUAGGAGACAGGAAUGGCACCAAAUUCCUAAUGGGCUAGGUUUCCCAGGCAGGACCCCUGUGCACAGAAGGAGCCCCUGUGGAGAGGAUCCAGGGGUCCUGCACCUGUCACACCCAGAAGGGGAAAGUGAUGGGCACAGACAGCCACACAACACAGGAUUGGCAGGCUUCUGGGGAACCCAACACUUCCGCUCGUUCUCAGAACCCAAGCCAGCCCAGUGGGGACGGAUGACCAGGUCACAAGAAGCAAACGCAGAAUCGUAUUAUCAGAGCUGUUUAAUAAACACUUCUAUAAACCCAAA
This is a messenger RNA of Lutra lutra (Eurasian river otter), 2984 nucleotides long. RefSeq names its product transmembrane protein 72 (gene TMEM72). The transcript has 5 exons. Bases 41 to 1102 code for a protein of 353 amino acids. The record is from RefSeq and is a predicted model, not a curated record. NCBI's taxonomy places the organism in Eukaryota, Metazoa, Chordata, Mammalia, Carnivora, Mustelidae.